AUGGCCACCGCCGUUUCCAACGACGACGCCAGUAAGCUCACCGUCGUCGUCCUCGGCCCGGGCGCGGUGGGCGCCGCUGCCGCCGCCGCCAGCGCAGUUUCUGCCGCAACCAAGCCUCCGCCGCCGUCGGCGCGGCACGUGCAGUGGCUGCGCGCCGCGGUGCUGGGCGCGAGCGACGGCCUGGUGUCGACGGCGGCGCUCAUGCUGGGCGUGGGCGCCGCGCGUCCGGGCGACGCCGACGCCGACGACCUGCGCGGCGGGGGCGGGGUCCUCCUCGCGGGGCUCGCGGGCCUCGUCGCUGGCGCCUGCAGCAUGGCCAUCGGCGAGUACGUGUCCGUGCACGCGCAGCUGGACGUCGAGCUGGCCGAGCUCAAGCGCGCGGCCGAGGAGGAGGUGGAGGAGGCGGCGGCGGGUGACGGAGCUCCAGUGGACCAGACCGCGGGCCUCUCGAGCCCGGCCCAGGCGGCGGCGGCCUCCGCGGUGUCGUUCGCGGCCGGGGCGGCCGUCCCGCUGCUCGCGGCGUGGUUCGUCACGGGAUACAGGGUGCGGGUGGCGGUGGUCGUGGCGACGGCGGCCGCCACGCUGGCGGUCUUCGGCUGGCUAGGGGCCGUGCUGGGCCGGGCACCCGGUGGACGGGCCGGGCUGAGAGCCGUGGUGGGAGGCCUGGUGGCCAUGGGGAUCACGUAUGGGCUCAUGAAGCUGUUCAGGAUCCAUGGAGUUUGA
Miscanthus lutarioriparius is the source of this 723-nucleotide messenger RNA. The record is from the annotation of a GenBank genome assembly. Lineage: Eukaryota; Viridiplantae; Streptophyta; Magnoliopsida; Poales; Poaceae.